UGCCCAGGGAAGGCUUCGGGGCAGGCAUCCUGGAAGCGUGCUCGAGCCCCAGGGAGAGCAGCGGGUGGGAUUCUUGUGUAGUGGAGAAGGAAGACACCCCCGGGGGAUGAGGGGCCAGGGAUCCCCGGCAUUGGGGGAAACACCCUGAGAAAGGGGGAGUGGCGAAGAGGUGCGCUGAUGUCCUGUUGGGGAUGUAGUCGAUGUACUCCAGGGAGAGCUGGUUUCACUCUGAAUUAUUUUCAGACUUUUCAAUGAACUUUGUCCGCCCUUCAAUAACAGCCUCCAGCUCUGCACCGCUAAAAAACCUCCCUGCCUUGUUUCCCUCAGCCCGCAUUGUCUAUACUCAGAACCUCCAUGGCCGAAAUGCUGGCUGCCCCAGCUCCUCUUAUCCCUGCUCUGACUUUAUGUACUUCUGCAAAGUGUCUACUCUGCCUGUAUGAUAUUAAGUAAUCUAUAAUAAUCCUGAAUGGUUAAUUCCCCCUCUCAGCACCAUUUUGGUUGGUCAGCUCCAGGUUAGAAUGAGGUUAGGAGGGGCAGUAGUAUUUUAUAGAUAUCUAAUAUUAUAGAUUUAAACUCGUGAGCCAAAUCAGUUUCGCAUAGGAAUAUGAAAUCUGGAGUGUAAGGUUAUUGAAAUUGAUGAUACUGGUACAAAUUCAUUGCUAGUUUUAAAUAGAACUUUACUCAUCUGAUUAAUGUCUCUUAAAUACUUUAUUUCCAAACAGAGAGACUGAUAAAUACUAGGUUUGGAGGGAAGGGAAGAUGCAGAAGGCACCAGCCCCUUCCUAUUGCAGACCCUGAUUAGUUAAAUUCUCAGAGCUUAUGUGGGAAAAAACUUUUGUAAACCAGGACAUUGAAAUUCCACUGUCUAGGAAUAGAUUUGUGUUGGCUUCUAAAAUGAGAAAAGUAGGCCUCCACAAUCCUGGUGUAUCAGGGUGGGACACAGUCUCAAAGGCUGUGAUCUUGGGCAGAAACCUUUUAAGCUUGAGAGAAAAAGUGUUUGGAUUUUUUUAUGUUUCACUUCUCAGCAGUGUAGUCUUUCUCUCACACGUAUCCCUUAUCCAAGGUAAAUGUUGGCUUUAUAUGUGCUAGUUUGUUCAGUUCAGUCUCUGACAGGAUUUAUUUAUAGAUGCUUUCACAUGAACAGAAGACCAGUUUCUCUUUUUCUGGUGAAUCUGGGAAGUUCCUGGCAGUCAGAAGGCUAUGUGAUGUGAGCUGGCCUUAAACACUCCAGGAAAUUUAUUUGGGAAGAACCUCUCUUUCCUGUGUUUUAGGAAGAAUCUGCACAUGACUGUAGCAUUGUGUAUCUGUCUAAUUUGCCUGACUAAUAGUGGGGCAGAGAGAGAGAGAGGUCCUAUUUUUGGUGCUGCUUUUCCUUCCCUGGUCCAUACAACUUUAAUUUUAAUUACAAACAUUUCUGUAGAAAACUUGGGUCUGAUGAAAAGUUCUCCAUUGACAACCCUGGACACUAAACUCUGCAAAAUAGAUCCAGCUCAGGUCUCACAGAGCAGUCAUCUCUGUCCAAGCUGUAUGCAUAGCCAGGUUCCUAUAGAUGCAUCAUCUGGUUAGUAUAUAGGAUAUAAAGGAAGACACUGUUUGUACUCUAAUGAGCUUAGUUACAUUUGAAAUAAAUAAAGACUAGACACAUGCAUACAUACCCUACCUCUCCCUCAUGCUUGAUGCUAAUUUAGAGCUUGUUUUUAUUUGCUGUCAUGGGUAAGCAUUUGAGAGCAUCAUGGAAGUAGUGAAAUGCUGCCUAAAUCCAACUCCCAAAUUUAUUGCUGAAAUGUCAUAUUGUUACUGGGACAACACACAGGUGCCUAUUUAUGACCCUAGUUCAGAAUUCAGUGGAACUAAAGGUGUGCCUAAAGUUAGACACCUGUUUUGUAUUGCUAAAUCCAGUCUGUAUCUCUUCUGCAUGAUAUAACCAGCAAUCUAGAAUUACGGCUACUGAUCAAAAAAGUAACUAGUUCAUGUCAUAGGAGAAUGUCAUGGUGUUUUACAAGAACUUGAGCAUAAUCUCAUAUAUACGUGAUCUUUACAUUGGUUCUGGAAUAUUAUUGCAUUUGCAGUUUUAUUUCAAUGACAUUGGAUUCUCCCAGUCUCUUUACAGUUGUGGAUUGACUUUUUUGCCUUCAAUAACCAAAGGAGAAAGGGCAUGUUUUCUAAAGUAACUUUUACAUAUACACAUUUCGGCUGCAUUUUCCAAGGAGCCUACAAUUGUUAGGCCCUGACUCCUAUUGAAUUUCAAUAGGACUGUGGUUCCUUUAAAAUUCCAAGCCCCUCUCAAGAACUCUGAGUGCACAAUCAAACUUUCUAAUGUUGGAAUAAGUGUGUCUACAAAUUAAAAGAUAAUCUAAACUUGAAAGUUCUUUCUGAUUACUGCAUGGUAUGAAAAGCAUUUGCAUUUUAAAUUCACAGCAUUCAGUAAACAGAACUUCCAAGUAUAGAUUAGCUUUUAGUUUUUAAAAGUGGCUGCAUAAAACUACACACUUGUUGGCGCGCAAAACUGCGCACUUGCACUUUUAGUAACCUGCACCAUUUAAGUUGUUUGUGCACACAUAGCUUAGACAGCUAAUCUUGAUAGAUGCAAUCUGUGUUUGGCAAAAAAAAAAAAAAAAAAGCAGUAUUUUAUUUCUCCUCGUAAGUGUAGAUUUGACUUGAGUUUAAGAUUUUAAACUCAAUUAUUUGAGCAUGUGAGCAAGUUAAAAUUCCCAUACUAUUCUUUCAUGCAUCUGAUGUUGCAACUCAUGAAAGCUUAUGCCAUAAUACAUUUGUGAAUCUUUACGGUGCCACCAGACGCCUUUUUGUCAUUACAGGUUGCACCUCCCAAAUCUGGGAUUCUCUUGUCCGGCAACAUUCGUGAUCCUGCAUGACCACAGAUGUUCCUGGAUGAGAGAGCCCGAGGGCUGGAGGACCAGCAUCUGGGAGCCCAGUGCAACUCUGGAGCCUUCAGGAUGGCAGCAGAAGUGGAACUCAGCCACAUCCAGUCAGCAUCUGAAAUGGCAGAGGGAAAGGAUGGCAAACACAAUUUUCAGUCCAUGAUGUUCCUGGAGCCUACAGAGGCGAGCAUUGAUAUAAAAGCACUUCUGGUCAAGAAAGCGAAGAAAAUUUGCAGUUGCACCCCAGCCAAAGUUAAAGACCUGAUAUUCAGUUUUCUCCCAGUCUUGGAGUGGCUCCCCAGAUAUAAACCGAGAGAGUAUCUCCUGGGAGAUAUAAUGUCUGGUGUGAUAGUGGGCAUCCUGCUGGUUCCACAGUCCAUUGCCUAUUCCCUGCUGGCUGGCCAGGAACCUAUUUAUGGACUUUACACAUCUUUUUUUGCCAGCAUUAUUUAUUUCGUGUUUGGUACGUCUCGUCACAUAUCAGUUGGUAUUUUCGGUGUGCUUUGCCUGAUGGUGGGACAGGUAGUGGACCGCGAGGUAGAGAGAGUUGGGUAUCACAUGGAGCCCAGAGUUCCCAGUGGCCUUCGCAGAGAGAUGGCAAUUUAUGUAAAUACCACCUCUUUGGCUGUGAACCAGACUUUAUGUGAUAGAAGUUGCUAUGCAAUUGUUGUGGGAGCCACGGUGACCUUCGUAGCUGGAGUUUAUCAGGUUGCUUUGGGCUUCUUUCAGGUGGGCUUUGUCUCAGUGUACCUCUCCGAUUCCUUACUCAGCGGAUUUGUCACAGGUGCCUCCUUUACUAUCCUAACGUCCCAAGUGAAGUAUCUCCUGGGCCUGGACAUUCCACGCAGCAGUGGCAUUGGCUCCCUCGUCACCACUUGGAUAAACAUCUUCAAAAACAUCCACAAGACCAAUAUCUGCGACCUCAUCACCAGCUUCUUGUGUCUUCUUGCCCUAGUCCCAACCAAAGAACUGAAUGAGCACUUCAAAUCCAGACUCAAGGCCCCCAUCCCCAUUGAACUGGUUGUGAUUGUGGCAGCCACGCUGGCAUCUCACUUCGGGAAGCUGAAGGAGAAUUAUGGCUCCAGUAUAGCUGGACACAUUCCAACUGGGUUCCUGCCACCCCAUCCACCCAAAUGGGAUCUGAUUCCUAGUGUGGCAAUAGAUGCAGUUGCCAUUGCCAUUAUUGGCUUUGCUAUCACUGUGUCCCUCUCUGAGAUGUUUGCCAAGAAGCAUGGUUACACAGUUAAGGCCAAUCAGGAAAUGUACGCCAUUGGCUUUUGCAACAUUAUUCCCUCUUUCUUCCACUGCUUCACAACUAGUGCAGCUCUUGCUAAGACUCUUGUCAAAGAGUCAACAGGCUGCAGAACUCAGAUCUCUGGUGUGGUGACCGCGUUGGUCAUCCUGUUAGUUCUGCUUUUGAUUGCACCUCUCUUCUAUUCCCUUCAGAAAUGCGUGCUGGGGGUCAUAACCAUUGUGAACCUCAGAGGAGCCCUGAGGAAGUUCAGGGAUCUGCCAAAAAUGUGGCAUUUGAGCAAAGUGGACACAGUGAUCUGGUUAGUCACGAUGGCUGCUUCGGCACUGAUUAGUACUGAAAUUGGCCUGCUUAUUGGUGUCUGCUUCUCAAUGCUGUGCAUUAUUGUGAGGACUCAGAGACCAGAGGCAUCAUUGCUCGGCCAGGUGGCAGAGACUGAAAUGUACGAAUCCCUGUCUGCCUAUAAGAACCUGAGGAUGAAGCCAGGCAUCGUGGUUUUCCGUUUUGAAGCGCCUCUCUACUAUGUCAACAAGGAAUGCUUUAAAUCCACUCUUUAUAAGCAGACAGGAGUCAACCCCGCCAGGGUGAAGGCAGCCAAGAAAAAGGCAGCAAAGCGAAUGCUGAAAGAGAAAAGGGCAAAUUCUGAUGGCAGCCCGGCAGACGUCUCAGUGCAGCUUGUCACUGAGCCGCUGGUGUGUCACACCAUAGUGAUUGACUGCUGUGCAGUACAGUUCUUGGACACAGCAGGGAUCCACACACUUAAAGAGAUCUGCAAAGAUUAUGAGGAAAUAGGCAUCCAGGUGUUGUUAGCCAAGUGCAACGCCUCUGUGAGGGGUUCCCUGCACCGGGGCGAGUAUUUUAAAAAAGGGGAACCAAAUGUCCUCUUCCACAGUGUGCAUCAGGCUGUGGACUUUGCCUUGGGUACGCACAAGCACAAUGGGUGUUCAGCUGCUAAAGAGUAGUGCUGGGAAGGUGACAACUGUGUGUACGAUCAGGGGAAAAAAUUGAGGAUGUACAUGUAAUAUGUGUGCACUCACACUGGUACAUGCAUCAAAAUCCAGGGGUAUUGUUCCCCAACUGGAGGAGUGUAGAGCAUACAGUGUGCUUCAGCGCUUUAAUGGUGCUCUCCUGGUUAAGGUAAUUGGGUAAGUAGUUGCUGAAUAUAGGCAUACUCGGUGGGAUCAUGAUUAACUAGUUAAACCAAUGUUUUUCACGAUCCCUUUGUGUAUUCCCUGUUGGACUCUCUGUAUCCCAAUACCUACCUCCCCUUUAGACCUUCACCCUUUAGGUCCUUAUUACAGCCACCAUCUUUCUGGCCUACACUUCCCUUGGCAGCUGUCAGUGCUUCCCCUUAGUGAAAUACUGGGCACACUGCCGCCCCAUUGCUCAGCCCUUGUACUGGCCAAGGAACAAGUGAGAUACUCAGCUCUCUUGGGUUAUUCUCUGACAUGACAAGAGAUGGGGUUUUUCUCCCGGAUGAGGGCCUGGGUCUGGCUUUUGCAGAGAAUUACAGUUCACCCUGAGAAAGGGGAAGUGACAAGUAGAUUUCUUUUGUGUGUGUGUGACUUGUGCAUGUUACCUAUUCUGCAAGUCAGGCACAGAGAGAAAUUCAGGAGUGAUUUGCAAUCAAGGGAGCGAGCCUUGGAGCCAAGGUCUGCAGAUUUGGGCUCACACUAUGGUGCUGAAAACAGCAGUGUAGGUUUUUGAGUUGUGGCUGGAGCACAAGCUCUGAAUCCCCCUUGCCUCAGGUGUUAGAGCCCAGCUCCAGCCUGAGCUGGAAUGUCUAUCUACAUGACUAUUUUUAGUGCUGUAGCACUGUAGACUCAGGUUCUGAGAUGUGCUGUCCUUUUUGUUUGAGUCCCCAUCCCUAAUGGGAAAGCAUUAAAGUUUAUCUUACUAUCACAUUCUAUUCCCCUUAUCAGAGAGAUCUGCAGAGCAGGGACUCUGUAAGUUCAUACACCUUUGCCUACACAUCUGCACAGAGUUUGUGUCUUCAGAAAUACAACUUGAUGCCUUUUUAGUUUGAAUGGGUUGGGUAUGUAUUAUACAGGUACUUCACAAGAAAAUGCUUUGAACCACUUUUAACCAAAGAUGCCUUAAAACCUAUGGCCUUGCAACCUAUUACUCUUAUCUAGUAGAAAAGGACUGGAGCAAUGAUUUUCUUCUUUAUGCAUGUGCAUGUAUAUUUGUUUGUCAGAAAAGUUUGUCGUUCUAUAUUGUGUUCCUUUGGACAAUCUUCACAGAUUUUUAUUAAAAGCUUUUUGGAGCACAGUACCAGGGAUGGGUUGCAGACGGAAAUCUGUAAGGCAGACUCCUGGUUGUAUUUAAUUAUUUGCUUGUAUUUAAUUAUUCAGCUAAGAGCAAUGGCAUGCUAUAGACACAACCCUACAGAGUCUUAAGAAUUAGGCACGGGAAAAACGUAACUCAUUAUUUAUAGUAAAAGAUUGUCCCCUGCAGCCGAUAUUGUAUUACACGCAGAUUGAAUCAUAUGCUAGAAAUUGAAAAGCUGGAUGAUGAUGUUUAACCAACUUCUGUUGGUGAGAGACAAGCCACACCAAAUUCUUCUUUACCAUGCCUCUCUAAUGUGCUUAGACAGCAUGGCUACAAGAAUAUUACAAGCAGGAAUUAAGAAGGCCUUUUAGAUUAAGGCUACGUCUAGACUACAUGCCUCUGACGACAGAGGCAUGUAGAUUAGGCUACCAGG
Messenger RNA from Pelodiscus sinensis (Chinese soft-shelled turtle), 6835 nucleotides. Lineage: Eukaryota; Metazoa; Chordata; Testudines; Trionychidae. The record is from RefSeq and is a predicted model, not a curated record.